AUGCCUUCCCUCCAAGACAGCAAGCUCGCCUUCAUUGGCGGAGGCAACAUGGCCUCCGCCAUCAUCGGUGGCCUGGUGACCAAGGGCGUUAACAAGCAGAAUAUCACCGUUUCCGAGCCGUGGGACGUUAACCGGGAAAAGCUCGCCGCUGUGGGUGUGAAGACCACCACCGAUAACACCGAGGCUGGCGCCGAUGCCGAUAUUGUCAUCAUCGCUGUCAAGCCACAGGUCACCAAGGGUGUCUGCGAAGAGCUGGGAGCUUCCUGGUCCAAGCGCGCAUCUCUCCCCGUUGUCGUCAGUAUCGCCGCCGGAAUCACACUCAGCAGCCUGGAAGAGUGGUCGCGUACUUCCGAUGGACGCUCCGCACACGUUGUUCGCGUCAUGCCCAACACCCCUGCGCUUGUCGGUGAGGGUGCCUCCGGUGCUUACGCUAGCGCCGAGGUCACCUCCGAGGAGAAGGAGCUUGUGAACGCACUGCUAAGCAGUGUCAGCAAGGCAACCGAGUGGGUUGAUAAGGAGGAGCUCCUUGACGUUGUGACUGGUCUUUCUGGAUCGGGACCUGCCUACUUUUUCGCUAUGGUGGAACACCUCAUUGCUAGUGCUACCGCUCUGGGCUUGCCCCAAGAGCAGGCUACUCGCUUGGCUACCCAGACUUGUCUUGGUGCUGGCAAAAUGCUUGUUGAGUCAUCCGAUGAGCCCGGCCAGCUGCGCAAGAAUGUGACCAGCCCCAACGGAACCACAUAUGCUGCUUUGCAGACCUUCGAGGCACAGGGUUUCAAGGAGAUUGUUGACAAGGCUGUUCAGGCAGCUACUUCGCGGUCUGCGGAGCUGGGAAAGAACUAG
This is a messenger RNA of Penicillium longicatenatum, 843 nucleotides long. RefSeq names its product pyrroline-5-carboxylate reductase family protein. The transcript has 2 exons. The coding region runs from base 1 to 843 and encodes 280 amino acids. Gene Ontology annotation, molecular function: pyrroline-5-carboxylate reductase activity. Lineage: Eukaryota; Fungi; Ascomycota; Eurotiomycetes; Eurotiales; Aspergillaceae. The record is from RefSeq and is a predicted model, not a curated record. Gene Ontology annotation, biological process: L-proline biosynthetic process.